Molecule: messenger RNA, 468 nt
Organism: Lactuca saligna
Lineage: Eukaryota; Viridiplantae; Streptophyta; Magnoliopsida; Asterales; Asteraceae
Source: the annotation of a GenBank genome assembly
AUGAAUGGAAGAAAUUUGUGGCCUGCAACUGAUUACACCCCACCUUUACCUCCUAUUCGUAGAACUAUGACUGAGAGACCUGGUGUAGAUGAAACACUCAAUGAGGAUGAUGAAGUUAAUCAAGCUAAUGCAAUGAAUGAAGGUGAUGAAGUGAAUGAGGGUGAUCAAGCAACAAAUGAUGAUGGAGGAGCAAUAAAUAAUGGUGGAGAAGCAGCCAAUGAGGUGCAUGUGCAGCAAGACUAUGAUGAGGUGGAACUCACUCCUUUGGAGUUUGAUUCAUCAGUAAACGGAGAACCUAGUCAGGUUCAUGUGCAAGAACAGGAGGCUAGAGAAACACCACUUCUAACCUCGUUGAAGAAAAUCAGGAGGAAGAAAUCUGAAAGGAUUAUCAAGUUGAAGCUGGGCAAGAAAGUUAGUGGUGCAGGUGCACUUGAGAAUUCAGAAGCAAAACCUAUUACUCUAGAAUAA